AUGGACCAAUCAGACUCAACGAUGGACGUAAUUCAACAACGAGAGGAAGAGGAGGAAGAGGAAUGGGAUGAAGACGGGUACGAGGACGAGGAAGACGACGCCGACGCUGAGGCAGAAGCAGAAGCCAUUGCCCGCAAACUCGGAGAAGAACUUCUUGCCGGAAUUGCCAAAGUACAAGCGGACCAGGCAAGCAGAUUUGCCUUAGCCCAAUCCCUCUUGUCAGCGCAAAGCUCGCUUCCAGAGGUGAACGCUGGUCCCGCUGCGAAUGAGGCUCCCCUCUCAGCCAAGGUUGAGGCAGCAAUCUCGACGAUUCGGAACAUUCUGAAUAUCCUCGAAACCGACCCGCUAGCAAAGAGCACUUUUGAAGCGACUUUACUACCCGACGCCAGCGGUGCGAACGUCUUCGAUGUACUCAGACAGAUCUCAGGCGCAGGUGUAGUUGCCAAAGAGCUUGCUGGGGUUCUGAGCCAGGUAGUCAUGACGCUCGCGGCCUCGGAUUCGCUGUUCGGAGUCCGGCACGUCUCGGGCGCUGCGCAGGUAGAUCAAACCGACUCGAAUAAGCGCAAACGGGAGGGAGAAAUGGACGACGGAGGAUUUCGCGUAGUCAAGCGUCCUUUCUAUCCCCCACCGACAUCAGGAUCCGACAUGCAAGCUCAGAUACUUGAGGCAAUACGCUUUGUCUCACAAGCGUUGAAUUCUCGUCCUCCGAACGAGUUGAUAGAUCCGACAUUUGUGAUAUCUAUUCAGCUACAGCUUCACCAAAUGUUCUUGUUUGCAGUCACAUCCUCGGCACUUGGAGGUCCCUACACGCACGCUCUCCAGGAAAUCGCAGGUCUGAUUCAAGUCCUGGGUGUUCUGAGUGGCAUCCAGAUUGGUCCUACUGCUGGGUCGAACAACGCGUCUUGGCUUCAUUCGGCCACGACAACAACUCCUGCAGAUAUUCUCACUGCGGUAUAUCCUUGCAUUGUGCCAGGUUGUCAGAAGACUUUUGCUCGUCUCUUCAGCUUGAGAGCCCACCAACGGAUUCAUGCCACCCAUAGACCUUUCCGGUGUAGUCAUUGCCCCGCUUCGUUUGUGCGCAAUCACGACCUCAAACGGCAUACAAAGCUUCAUGACAGGAAAGGCUGGAAAUGCACUGGGUGCGGGAAGCUCUUUUCUCGAAGAGACGCGAUCAAACGGCACAAAAAUAAUACGAGAAGUAAGGACGGUAGCGGGAGUAUCUGUGUGGAUGCCGAAGUGGAAGAAGUUGAAGUUGAUGGCCAUGAAGGGGAUGAAUCGGCGAGAGAGGAGCGGCGAGCGAAGAUGUGGAACGGGAUUGCUGAGCAGGUCAAUGCUAAUGUUAGGGCAUCGGUGGGUUACCCCGUCCAGCCGAGCGACGGAUCGCUGGAAGAAGGGGAGAUACCAUACGGUGUCAUUGCACAUGUUCAAUCUGUGAUGAUGGAGAUGCAUGGUUUGUUGCAAGCGCAUGUCGCUCACGCUCUGGGUAACCAGCCUGGAACGACACCCACCGUAUCAGUGUCAGAUCCCACUGGGCAAGCCACCCUGGCCUCCGUUAUCGCAAGGGCGCAGUCAAAUUUGCCUUCAGGUGCCAGUACCAGCGACCCGAGUGGCUUGCCAUCAUCCACGGAUCCAACACCUGAUGCCUCUGAUGCCAUCGAGAUAUCGCCUCAGGCCGACGAUGCCCCUCCUUCGUUGUCUAUGAUCGGUUUAUCUGCGGAACAGGCCCAAAUGCUGGAGCAAGCCAUUGCCAACGCAGCGUUGGCAGCUCAGGCGCAAGCAGAGGCAGAAGCAGCGCUUGAGGAGGAAGAAGACGAUUACGAUGAACAAGAAGGCGAUUACGACGAUAUGGAACAUGAAACUUCUCCUCAAGGGACAUGA
Pleurotus ostreatus (oyster mushroom) is the source of this 1878-nucleotide messenger RNA. RefSeq names its product Metallothionein expression activator (gene ACE2). Gene Ontology annotation, biological process: regulation of transcription by RNA polymerase II. The coding region runs from base 1 to 1878 and encodes 625 amino acids. NCBI's taxonomy places the organism in Eukaryota, Fungi, Basidiomycota, Agaricomycetes, Agaricales, Pleurotaceae. The record is from RefSeq and is a predicted model, not a curated record. Gene Ontology annotation, molecular function: RNA polymerase II cis-regulatory region sequence-specific DNA binding; DNA-binding transcription factor activity. The transcript has a single exon.